ACGCUUUGCGUCGCUCUACCAGGAACAGUCGCUUCCUCCGUGGCAAAUAGUCCUCGGCGGGGUCGGAUUCUUGAAUAAAAGGAGAAGGGAGGCACGGGAAGUUGCAGUCAGGGGACGUGGAACUGACAGAAAGAGGAGAACAAGACUCGGAGUUUUUGCCACAGUGUGUGAAGUUAGUUAAAAACUCCCUCCCUCCUAAGGAUCCCUCCGCCUGCAGUAGCGGUGGUGAGGCCGAGGGAGCCGCCAUUUUGGAUGUUCGGUUCCUGCUGCCACUGCCGCCGCCGCCCCCGGAGCUGCUGGUUUCAUUCGAGGUUUCGGGCCGAGGAUGCCAGCCCCCAUCAGAUUGAGGGAGCUGAUCCGGACUAUCCGGACAGCCCGAACCCAAGCCGAAGAACGAGAAAUGAUCCAGAAAGAAUGUGCUGCAAUACGGUCAUCUUUUAGAGAAGAAGACAAUACAUACCGAUGUCGGAAUGUGGCAAAAUUACUAUAUAUGCACAUGCUGGGCUAUCCUGCUCACUUUGGACAGUUGGAGUGCCUCAAGCUUAUUGCCUCUCAAAAAUUCACAGACAAACGGAUUGGCUAUUUAGGGGCAAUGCUGCUUUUAGAUGAAAGACAAGAUGUUCAUCUUCUCAUGACCAACUGUAUCAAGAAUGAUCUUAAUCAUAGCACACAAUAUGUACAGGGACUAGCACUUUGUACUCUUGGCUGCAUGGGCUCCUCAGAGAUGUGCAGAGAUCUUGCAGGAGAGGUAGAGAAACUCCUGAAAACCUCCAACUCUUACUUAAGAAAAAAGGCUGCACUAUGUGCUGUUCAUGUCAUCAGGAAAGUUCCUGAACUUAUGGAGAUGUUUUUACCAGCAACAAAAAAUUUAUUGAAUGAGAAGAACCAUGGUGUCCUUCACACAUCUGUAGUCCUCCUUACAGAAAUGUGUGAGCGAAGCCCGGACAUGCUUGCACAUUUCAGAAAGAAUGAAAAGCUUGUGCCCCAAUUAGUUCGUAUUCUAAAGAACCUCAUCAUGUCCGGAUACUCACCAGAACAUGACGUUUCUGGUAUUAGUGACCCCUUUUUGCAGGUACGAAUUUUGCGGUUAUUAAGAAUUUUAGGACGAAAUGAUGACGACUCAAGUGAAGCUAUGAAUGAUAUAUUAGCGCAGGUUGCCACUAAUACAGAGACUAGUAAAAAUGUGGGAAAUGCUAUUCUUUAUGAAACUGUUUUGACUAUCAUGGAUAUUAAGUCAGAGAGUGGUCUGCGAGUCCUAGCCAUAAAUAUCCUGGGUCGUUUCUUAUUGAACAAUGACAAGAAUAUUAGAUACGUAGCUCUGACAUCUUUGUUGAAGACUGUGCAGACAGAUCAUAAUGCAGUACAGAGGCACAGAAGCACAAUUGUGGACUGUCUAAAAGACUUGGAUGUCUCAAUAAAACGGCGUGCGAUGGAAUUGAGUUUUGCCCUGGUAAAUGGGAAUAAUAUCCGAGGCAUGAUGAAGGAAUUACUUUAUUUUUUGGAUUCAUGUGAGCCAGAAUUUAAAGCAGACUGUGCAUCUGGAAUCUUUCUUGCUGCAGAAAAGUAUGCACCUUCCAAACGGUGGCAUAUAGACACAAUUAUGCGUGUUCUAACAACGGCAGGAAGUUAUGUUCGUGACGAUGCAGUUCCCAAUCUGAUCCAGUUAAUAACUAAUAGUGUAGAGAUGCAUGCCUAUACUGUCCAGCGCUUAUACAAAGCGAUUCUUGGUGAUUAUUCUCAACAACCUUUGGUACAAGUGGCUGCAUGGUGUAUAGGUGAAUAUGGAGAGCUACUUGUAUCUGGCCAGUGUGAAGAGGAAGAGCCUAUUCAGGUAACAGAGGAUGAAGUGUUGGAUAUUUUAGAAAGUGUCCUAAUCUCUAAUAUGUCCACCUCUGUGACACGAGGUUAUGCCCUUACUGCCAUUAUGAAGCUUUCUACUCGAUUCACCUGUAGUGUAAACCGAAUUAAGAAAGUGGUUUCCAUAUAUGGAAGCAGCAUUGAUGUGGAACUCCAGCAGAGGGCAGUGGAAUAUAAUGCACUUUUUAAAAAAUAUGACCAUAUGAGGUCUGCCCUGCUUGAAAGAAUGCCAGUCAUGGAAAAAGUGACCACAAAUGGUCCUACUGAGAUUGUGCAGACAAAUGGAGAAACAGAACCAGCUCCGCUGGAGACCAAACCACCACCUUCUGGGCCACAGCCCACCAGCCAGGCCAAUGAUUUAUUGGAUUUGUUGGGAGGAAAUGACAUAACACCUGUUAUUCCAAGUGCACCUACAAGCAAACCAGCUUCUGCUGGUGGAGAACUUCUUGAUUUGCUGGGAGAUAUCAACCUCACAGGUGCUCCAGCUGCUGCUCCUAUCCCUGCCUCAGUCCCACAGAUAGCUCAGCCCCCCUUCUUGUUGGAUGGGCUUUCGUCACAGCCUCUCUUCAAUGACAUUGCCACAGGCAUCCCCUCCAUCACAGCAUACAGUAAGAAUGGCUUGAAGAUAGAAUUCACCUUUGAACGGUCAAACACCAACCCCAGUGUCACAGUGAUAACAAUACAGGCCUCCAACAGCACAGAGCUAGAUAUGACAGACUUUGUUUUCCAGGCUGCAGUACCAAAGACAUUCCAGCUGCAGCUUCUGUCUCCUAGUAGCAGCAUUGUCCCAGCAUUUAAUACAGGAACCAUUACACAAGUUAUUAAAGUUCUGAACCCACAAAAGCAACAGCUACGAAUGCGGAUCAAGCUCACAUAUAAUCACAAAGGCUCAGCAAUGCAAGAUCUAGCAGAGGUGAACAACUUUCCCCCUCAAUCCUGGCAAUGAGGGUUUGGCAUCAUUCUCAUUCUUAUCCCACUCAAUCAAAGGAACUCUGGGAAGGAGGUUGUGAUCACUGGCAAGUCCCCCCACCAACUGUACCAUGGGCAUGAGGAGCCGAAGAGAACUGUUGAGGAGGAUUUUCCUAAAAUUAUUGCUGACCUUGAAGCAUUGUUAAAGACUAAUCUCCUCUCCUCCACUGUUGAGGCUGGCUGCUUCUGGAGGCUACUUCGCACUCUUCCUCCUCUUCUCCUUUUUCCGCACUUCCCUACCCCUUCCACAUUUACAGCCAGAAUCAACAUUCCCUGGGCCCCUGAGGAAAUAAGCAGCUGGUCUGGAGGAGAGGACUGGAAUUCAUGGCAAGAAAGCACUCACUCUGUCUCUGCAGCAAAGAGUUGCCCCUUCUUUAUCCUGUUGUUUCUCUGUGGAGUGGGCGAGGUGGGGUAUUUAUUCCUCACAAGCUGGGUUACCAUCUUCAGACACUUUUUACAUCUGGCAUUCAGAAUGGAAAUGUAACAAUGGACAUUAGGGAGCCCUGCCUUUUUCUACUGGUUCCCCCAGUGUUUGAAAGAGGCAUUAGGCUCCUGGUAGCCUUUUUUGUGCAUUGCUGUAUACACACAGACACACACAUUUACGUAUGUAUGUUAGCAAGAACUGGUCAGACCUUGAGAGGUUAUUUGUAAACACUGGACAGAUGCAGUUAAAAAGAGCUAAAUUGUUGAGAUUUGGCAUGAAGGAUAUGGUGCUCUAUUUGUAAUAGAAACUUCCAAGGCUCUUCCAGCUCCCCUUUCUCAUCAUUCUUUAGCUGUAGUCAUGACUACUCUCCAUGAUUUUCAGAAUUGAUUCCCUUUAAGUGCAAAGUGGACAGCUUCUAAAAGAUAUAUUGAUAAUUAUUACUGCCCCUAUUCCCACCACAAAUUUUAAAGUUUCUCCUAAGACCAUAACUUGCCUGUUGAACUGCGGUAAAUGGGUGGAAAGAAGAGUUCGCCAAUUUUAAAGAUCAAACUCCUUAACAAAAGAAACUUUGCCCAUAGGAAGAGUGAGUAUCAGACUCAUCCUAGAGUAUAUUGGAGUCAUUUCUCCAAUACUCCAACCUCCCUUUUUAUUUCCUGAGCCUGGCUUGGACCUUGGCAUUCCGUUUGAAUUCCUUCUUCUAACUGGAACAUUUGUGUUGUAUCUGUAACACUGGCACUGAAAUAAAGACCACACGGUUAAAGAAAUCUUUCCUAUAUUGUACUUUAUGGUGUUGGAAUGAAGCCUUGUGGCUUCCUUGCCUCCUGUGUCAGAGCAAGUCUUAUGGACACCAUAGGAAAAGAAUAUUCUUAGUCUUAAGAAAUUGGUCCCUUGAGAGAGACCAAGCUCAUGAAUAUCUGCAUCAAAGACUUGAGGCCUGGAGAGUGGAAACUCUGAGUGUUUUUUAGAAAGGAACCUUGUGUUAUUAAAUCUUAAAAUUGAGUUGCUGGAAUGAGGUAAAGGUGACUGCUGUGGCACGUGUUGAAUAUACUAUGUAUAUUCAAGUAUACAGGCACAAUGUCUUAUAUAAUAAAGAAGAAAGAAAAAAUGAGGCCACCUUCUCUUAAAAUGUUUGCAACCGUUACUGUAUUUAGUACAGUAUAAUGACCACUUUGGCUUCAGUCUUAAACCCGGGUACAAAUACUCAUUUUUUUUUCUCCAUUCCACCAAGCCUUUACUUAAGGUCUUCAGUGUCUUGUCAAAUCUAGCUCUGUAUCAGAUGCUAGACUAUUCCUAACAUUUGACAAACUGGAGUUGAUCCAAAGGCUCCAAAGGGAAAACUUUGUGGUUUUACUAGUAUACAAGAGCAAGACCUGCUAAAACUUAACUCCUGUGGAUAAAUGGUUGACUGAAUCAGUAAGAGGAUAUUAUCCUGGUGCAUAGUUUUCAGUAAAGUAAGUGAGGAGUAGUGCAUAUUUUAGACAACUGCUCUGCCUGUGAAAUGAAAAAUAGCCUUCAAAGGUUUCUUUUCAGACCGACUUCAUUGGAUGGUUACUUAAUGCUGUGAAACAUGAUGGGAUUAACAUGCUAUUGGUGGAUUUCUUGAAUAGAAUUUUUGUCUUACAUUCCUCUUUGUGGUAGAGGCUUUAUUUUUCUCUCUCACAAUUGUAGUUAACCAGCUCAGGUUUUCUGUUUUUGUUUUUUGUUAAACUGAGUUGAAGCUAUAAAGAAAUCUGCUGAAGACCAUGCUAAAAGAUAGUGCUAGCAAAUGGAACUAGAAAGGGUCUGUGUGACUGACAAAGCCUCUCUCUCCUUGGUUGAUCAUAGUCCUGAGGUAGUGUUAUAUGAUCAUCCUUACCUUGUCUAGAAGGAAUAAAAUAUCAUGGCCUUAACACAAAGGGUGCUGCUUAAAACAGGAAGUGAUUUCGGAGACUGAACCUGAGCAGCCGUACUGAAGUAUUAGCAGCCGAGUAACUGCCUAGGAUACUGAUGGUUGUGAAAACCAUUUCAAAUGACUGGAUCUUUGAAAGCUUCAGCGUGCCUUAAGUUUCCACGAUCAGAGUUAGUUCUCCUCUCACUUGGCCUUGCAGCUAAAAGGAGAAAUCUCUCAAAUAUUGUGAACACUUGCACAUUUCUGUAAUUCCCUAGCAUAACCAUUCAAGGGGGAGCAAAUUUGCAUGACGUUACAACUUUAGAGCCAUUGUGAGGAGAGUGAUUUCCAUGGCUGCUUUAAUAAGCCAGGGUGAUAAGCAGUGAGCCUACACACACACUUCAACAAUUUCCUAUGCACUUUUACCUCAUUGUAUUCCUCUUCCAGAGUAGUUUGUAUCCUACAUUGCCCUCUCCCCUUUCCACAAGCAAUCCUAAGGGAGAAUUCAUCUAAAUAAUCUCAAAAAACUGUAGGAAGGAUGCUUUCCCUGAGAAGCUUUUCCCACAGUGCUCAGGUGCUGUUACCUUGAGGCGGUUUGGACAGUCAUGGAAUGUUUUAUGCUGUGUAUAGUGAUCAUCUGUUAAUUUUAAGGUCUUUCUCAUUUAAAGAAACAUUCUUACUGUAACAUUGGGAAGGGGUUCUUUCCUCUUGCUAGGUUAAAAGUGUGGUUCCUACCCUUUGUUUGUCCCAUUAAUACAUGAAAAUAGACUUUUAAAACGGUUGAGCACUAGUGGUUUGAGUAUUUCUAUCCACUGUAUAAUGUGCUUUCCAUAUUUAUGUCCUAGAAGAGGUUGGAAGUUAGGGACUACUGUUUUUGAGGUUCAGUGUCAUCUUCUGCAUUGGAAAAUAUUUUGGCCAUGAGAGCUAGGGGAAAGAAAGUUUGAAUGUUUAUGUUUUUUCUUAGUGAAUGUAUUUUAACCUCAGUGUCCUAAACUGAGAGAGAGCUAGAGAGCAAAAAAUGGACAUUCGAGAACUUUGGAGAGAAGUUGUACAUGUCUGUGUACUUAAUGAGUUUGGGAAUAGGGAGAAUUACUGAAGAGAGUUGCUCAGAAAGAACUGAAGUUUAAUACACUUUUGACCAGCUUUGGCUUGGGAGGGUGGGGCUGCUCUUAAAACUGGAUGUGAAUAGCUCUUUUUUUCCCAAGCAAUAGCAGUGAGUGGGUCCCAUCUACAGAGUUCCAGAACCUGGGACACUUAAACAGAAGAAAAUGCUGAAGCAUCUUGAACAGUUGCUUCAUGAACUUCCAUGAGGCUGAUUCUGGUUUCAGGAUGGAGCAUUGAAUUUUUUUUUUUUUUUUUUUUUCCUUCUUCUCCCCAUUUUAAAGAACCUGCUGUUGUUCUUUGUGUGUUUUGUUUUUGUUUCCUAUUUGGGGGCCUCAUGGUAAAGAGCCUCUGAACUCUUUCCUUUGUGAACUCUCACUAUGUUCCUGUAAAGUCCCUUUUCUUUCAUAAUGUUGUAAGUUACAUUUUCAUUAAACCCCAUCACAUCUUCUUUACUGUAAAAAUAUUAAAAGGCUGUUUCCAAGUGGGAUGGCUAAUGAAGUUCUAAUUAUUGCAGACAUAUUUUUGAGAUGUAAAAAAAUUUAAUGAUAAGUCUUAGAGGUGAGUGAGGAAUAAAAUGGAUGUAAACAUUUACAUGGGAUGCAUUAGUAUUCUGCUGUGUGUAUUGUCUUUUGGUUGAAACAAAUUAUGAACAGUGACUAAUAAUAAAAAGUCAAUACUCAA
Messenger RNA from Choloepus didactylus (southern two-toed sloth), 6902 nucleotides. It is a transcript of the gene AP1G1, whose product is annotated as adaptor related protein complex 1 subunit gamma 1. Gene Ontology annotation, cellular component: AP-1 adaptor complex; Golgi apparatus; membrane coat. The coding region runs from base 326 to 2803 and encodes 825 amino acids. Gene Ontology annotation, molecular function: clathrin-cargo adaptor activity. NCBI's taxonomy places the organism in Eukaryota, Metazoa, Chordata, Mammalia, Pilosa, Megalonychidae. The record is from RefSeq and is a predicted model, not a curated record. Gene Ontology annotation, biological process: Golgi to vacuole transport; intracellular protein transport; receptor-mediated endocytosis. The transcript has 24 exons.